This is a messenger RNA of Nanorana parkeri, 1314 nucleotides long. RefSeq lists its product as uncharacterized. The record is from RefSeq and is a predicted model, not a curated record. The transcript is spliced from 2 exons. The coding region runs from base 80 to 1282 and encodes 400 amino acids. NCBI's taxonomy places the organism in Eukaryota, Metazoa, Chordata, Amphibia, Anura, Dicroglossidae.
GCCUUACAGGGAGAAUUUACCUCAUGAGGGUUUUCUUGGCAACGAAGACCCCAGAUUUGACCCUAGAGGUAGAGAAGCCAUGACUGGUUCUUUCCGAGGUCCUCCAAAUGAAAGGAUGCAGCCAAGAAAUGCAAGACCAUUGGGAGGACCCAUGCCUCGGCAUAUGGAAGGACCAAUGAGUGACAGCAUGCAUCCUAGAGAGCCUCAAUUCAUGGAUGAAGCUAUGAAUGAAAGAAUGUAUCCCAGGGAAGGUCCUAUGAAUGAAAGAAUUCCACAAAGAAAUACAAGGAUCAUGGAGGCACAAAUGGGUGAAAGGGUACAUGCAAGAGAUGCAGCCUAUAUGGAAGAUCCCAGGAAUGAAAGGAUGCCCCCAAGAGAUGCGCCAUUUAUGGAGGAUCCUAUGAAUGACCAGUUGAACCUAAGAGAUGCCAGAGCAGGUAAAGGCUUAAGAAAUGAAAAGCUACACCCACAAGAACUGCGAGGCUUGGAGGGGCUGGUGAAAGAAAGGGUGCAUCUCAUGAAAGGCCCAUUACCUGAACGAAUGCAUCCAAACCCUUCACGGCACAUGGAGGUUUCCAUGAGUGAAAGGAUGGACCCAAGAGAGGGACAAAAUAUGGAAGCGCCUGCUUAUGACCGGAUGCAACUAAAAGACCCAAGAGCCAUGGAUGGUUCUAUGUAUGAUCGAAUGCAGCUAAAAGACCCAAGAGCUAUGGGUGGUCCCAUGAAUGUUCGAAUGCCCCUAAGGGGUGCACGUCCUGUGGAAAACCCCAUGGUUGAUCGAAUGUACCCAGGAGGUGCAAAAGCCAUAGAUGGCUCUACUAAUGAACAUAUGUAUACAAGAGAUACACAAGCCAUGCAAGGCUCCAUGAAUGAUGGCAUGUACCCUAGAGUUCCACGCCCCAUGGAAAACCCUAUGAAAGGUCGAAUAUACCCAAACACUCCUCGAGCCACAGAUGGUUCCAUGAAUGAAUGGAUGCAGCAAAGUAAUGCAAGAGCUAUGGAAAGGCCUGUAAAUGAGCGGAUGCAUCCAGGUAAUAGUGUACUUCAAAGAGAGCCACGACCAAUGGAUGGAUCAAUGCAUGAAGAUUUUGGAAGGCCAUUUGAAGUGAGGAAUCCUGCAGAAGAAGCUCUCAGGGCACCUAACAGGUUUGCUCCCUACCCCCCGAAGAAGCCAUCUGAAGCCCAGGGGUUAAGAGGACCACAUGAUAUGGUUCCUCCUGCGCGUCCCCUUGGUAUGCCUGAGAUGGAUGCCCGCUUCCCACCAAGAAGCAGAUUUCAGUAACCAGUGUUUUCAUGAAGUACUGGGACACCUAU